AUGGAGUCGAAUCAAGCCAAGCCGAGCCUUCUGGCCUCUGAAUCUGACUCCCAGCGAACGCUGUCUCCGUACGUCACUGGUACGUCCGUGGUGGCUUUGAAGUAUAAGGACGGGAUUUUGAUGGCUGCUGACAUGGGAGGUUCAUAUGGGUCCACGUUGCGAUACAAGAGUAUGAGUCGAAUGACUCCAGUUGGGAAGCACUCUCUGUUGGGUGCUAGUGGGGAAAUCAGUGAUUUCCAGGAGAUUUGCAAGUAUCUUGAUGAGCUGAUCUUACAUGAUAGCAUGUGGGAUGAUGGGAACUCCUUGGGGCCCAAAGAGGUGCACAACUAUCUGACUAGAGUGAUGUACAAUAGGCGUAACAAAUUUGAUCCCUUUUGGAACUCGCUUGUUCUUGGUGGCGUGAAAAAGGGAGAGAAGUAUCUCGGCAUGGUAAGCAUGAUUGGUCUCAGUUUUGUGGAUGAUCAUGUUGCAACUGGAUUUGGAAACCACCUUGCUCGACCAAUUCUCCGUGAUGAGUGGCGUGAAGACUUGAGCUUUGAAGAUGGUGUUAAGUUGCUGGAGAAGUGUAUGCGUGUGCUCUUGUACCGUGAUAGAUCUGCUGUGAACAAGCUUCAGAUAGCAAAAAUUACCGAGGAAGGUGUCACCAUUUCGCAGCCUUACUCUCUGAAGACCUUCUGGGGAUUCACAGCAUUCAACAAUCCCACUGCUGCCGAUCUCCGUCUCUUAACAAUCUUGCCUGAAAAUCGUGUUCUGCAGCAGCGAUCGCCGCCGCCGCCAUUCCACGGGAAGCGCCAGCAAGUUAUGGCUAACCUGAAUCGCUCUAUUACUUUAUGUUCCCUUCUGCUUCUACUCCUCAUCUCGCCGACGAAACCCGAAGUUAUUACCCUAACCCCUGAGACCUUCUCCGACAAGGUGAAGGAGAAAGACACUGCAUGGUUUGUCAAGUUUUGUGUUCCUUGGUGCAAGCACUGUAAGAAUCUGGGCUCCCUAUGGGAAGACUUAGGGACAGCAAUGGAAGGCCAAGAUGAGAUAGAGGUUGGUGAAGUUGAUUGUGGUGCCAGCAAAUCAGUGUGCUCGAAAGUGGACAUCCACUCAUACCCCACGUUUAAGGUCUUUUAUGAAGGAGAAGAAGUUGCUAAAUAUCAAGGGAAAAGGGAUGUAGAUUCGCUUAAGGCGUUUGUUUUGGAAGAAGCUGAGAAGGCUGCAGCCGAAAAAGAGAAUGACAAUGACAUUGACAAAGAGUUGUAA
Linum trigynum is the source of this 1248-nucleotide messenger RNA. NCBI's taxonomy places the organism in Eukaryota, Viridiplantae, Streptophyta, Magnoliopsida, Malpighiales, Linaceae. The record is from the annotation of a GenBank genome assembly.